Molecule: messenger RNA, 2993 nt
Organism: Hypanus sabinus (Atlantic stingray)
Lineage: Eukaryota; Metazoa; Chordata; Chondrichthyes; Myliobatiformes; Dasyatidae
Product: zinc finger protein 235-like
Exons: 2
Coding region: 1044-2174 (376 amino acids)
Biological process (GO): regulation of transcription by RNA polymerase II
Molecular function (GO): DNA-binding transcription factor activity, RNA polymerase II-specific; RNA polymerase II cis-regulatory region sequence-specific DNA binding
Source: RefSeq, a predicted model, not a curated record
ACGGAUGCGCUGGGCUGUCCACACCACUCUCUGCAGGUUCCUGUGAUUAAGGGAAGUACAGUUCCCAUACCAGGCAGUGAUGCAGCCAGUCAGGGUGCUCUCAAUUGUUUCCCUGUAGAAAAUUCCUAGGAUUUCGCCCCAUCCGGAACUUCUUCAGCCAUCUGAGGUGGAAGAGGUGCUGCUGUGCUCUUUUCACAACACAGCCGGUAUGUACAGACAAUCUGAGAUGCCUGGUGACGUUUAUGCUGAGGAACUUAAAGCUGUUCACCUUCUCAACCCCAGAUCCAUUGAUGUCAGUAUCAACCGCAGAUCCAAUGAUAUCAGCCUGUCUCCAUUCCUCCUGUCAUCCACAAUCAGCUCCUUUGUUUUGGUGACAGUGCGGGAGAGUUUGUUUUCUUGACACCAGUCAGAAUAAUUGCUGGCAGAGUCAGCAAUCAAAUGGUUGAGCAUGGUGCGAUGAAUGUGCUGAGCUGUGUAUGUCACAAUGCAAGAAGCCUCGUAAGAAAGCCAGAUGAGCUCAGGACAGGGGAUUGUGAUAUUGUAGCCAUUAUUGGGACUUGUUUACACCCAACAGUCUGAGGAAUUUAGAGGAACAAAUUUGUGGAGAAAUCACAGACCAUGCCAAGGAACAAAGGAUAAUUCAGUUAAAUACAAGAAGGAAUUUGUCUCCAGGAAGCUCAAACAUGACAUGCCAGUUUUGCUGUCUCUGUCUAGAUAUUUAAGAAGUGGAGCAAGGGAUUCAAUUGACCAUUCUUCAUGCUCAGAAAGUGGGGACAGAUUCACUCGGUUAACUGACCAACUGGCAUGUCCGUCAUUUUACACAGGAGAAAGGCCAUUCACCUUCUCAGACAGUGGGAAUGGAUUCACUCGGUCAUUUCAACUGAAGGUACAUUAGCAAGUUCACACUGGGCAAGGGCAUUCACCUGUUCUGUGGGUGAGAAAGGAUUCACUCAGUUUUCCCACCUGUGGACACACCAGUCAGUUCACACCAGGCAGAAGCUGGUCAUCUGCUGAAUUUCUGGGAAAGGAUUCACUCAGUCUUAAUGGCUCACCAGGGAGUUCACAUCAGGGAGCGGCCAUUCACUUGCUCAGUCUGUGGGAAGAGAUUCAUUAAAUCAUCCCACCUGCUGAGUCAUCAGCGAGUUCACACUGGGGAGAAGCCGUUCACCUGCUCAGAAUGUGGGAAGAGAUUCUCUGAGUUAUCCAACCUACAGAAUCAUCAGCGAGUUCACACUGGGGAGAAGCCAUUCACCUGCUCAGAAUGUGGGAAGGGAUUCACUCAGUCAUCCCACCUGCAGAGACACCAGCGAGUUCACACUGGGGAGAAGCCGUUCACCUGCUCAGACUGUGGGAAGAGCUUCACUCACUUAUGCAACCUACAGAAUCAUCAGCCAGUUCAUACUGGGGAGAGGCCAUUCACCUGCUCAGAAUGUGGGAAGGGAUUUACUCAGUCAUCCAGCCUACUGAGUCAUCAGCGAGUUCACACAGGGGAGAGGCCCUUCACCUGCUCAGAAUGUGGGAAGGGAUUCACUCAGUCAUCCCAUCUGAAGGUUCAUCAGCGAGUUCACACUGGGGAGAAGCCAUUCAUCUGCUCAGUCUGUGGAAAGGGAUUCACUGAUUCAUCCACCCGGCAGAAACAUCAGCGAGUUCACACUGGGGAGAAGUCGUUCACCUGCUCAGAAUGUGGGAAGGGAUUCACGGAUUCAUCCUGCCUACUGGUACAUCAGCGAGUUCACACUAGGGAGAAGCCGUUCACCUGCUCAGAAUGUGGGAAGGGAUUCACUCAGUCAUCCCACCUGCAGAGACAUCAGCGAGUUCACACUGGGGAGAAGCCAUUCAAAUGCUCAGAAUGUGGGAAGAGAUUCACUCAAUCUUCCACCCUACAGGCACACCAGCGAAUUCACACUGGGGAGAAGCCAUUCACUUGCUCAGUCUGUGGGAAACAAUUCACUCUGUCAUUCCAACUACUGAAACACCAGCGAGUUCACACAGGGGAACGGCCGUUCGCCUGCUCAAAAUGUGGGAAGAGAUUCGCUGGAUCAUCCAACCUACAGAGACAUCAGCAAGUUCACACUGGGGAGAAGCCGUUCACUUGCUCAGUCUGUGGGAAAGGAUUCACUCAGUCGUCCCAACUACUGGCUCACCAGUCAAUUCACAAUGGGGAGUGGCCAUAGUUAUGAAUCCCCGGGUUUCGUUUGCUGUGGGCUGUCAUUUUAAGAGAGAGCGAGAGAGAUUAAGAAGGUGAAUCAGUCCGACUUGCAGCUUGUUUACAUUGCUCGCAGCUUGUUUCCUUUUAACCAAGGACACAGACAAUCAGAGUCAGACGGAGACGAAGGAGGAAAAAUGGAAGGAUCGAAACCAGGGAACUAGAGGCCAAGGGUCACUGUUUGGAACUUUCCUAUGCCCACAAGGGUGGGUUAAUUAUCGAUUCACCAUACAUCGUAUGUGUAGUUGUCACCGCGUUUGAUCCAUAGGAGUGGAUCUGAUUUGUGGUGUCCUAUGAAGACCACAGAUGUGUUAACCCUUCCCUGGGUGUGGUGUGGUAAUUCACUUGAAGAUGAUACCGCUUGUGACAAGUCACUUUCGGUGAUAAAUCUUAUGAGGGUUUGGAAUGACGACAAAUAAAAUCGAUAGCGACUGUUGUGUGGUUUUACCACCAUGGAACCUGUGGAAUUCAACAUAAUUGCCUUCUCUCAACAUUUACCCUGGAUUACAAAUAUCUCUCUCAUCACCUGAACUUUCAUACUUUGCUAUCUCAAGAAUCCAAGCCUUGUUUCUCCAGAGCUCAAUAGUUUGGGAGUUUUAUUUAAACACAUAUAUACACAUAACAUUGUUAACUUUUGUUUAUCUUGCAUAAGUUACUAUAUUACAAGUAGAUUCUAAUAAAGAUAGUUUUAACAUUAAAAACAGACUCCAGGUAUAGUCUAUUGCUGCUGGUUCAUUUCUAAAACGUUAUGAUUCGUAACAAAAUUGGGGCCUGCAUCCAGUAUAUG